AGGCUACAGGAUGAACUGGACGUAAUGAACGCCUAUCAUGACGUUAUAGCCAGCCAAUAAUGUGUAAUGUGUCUGUCAUAGCCUACUGUCAGUAUCAGUGUGUCUGCAAAACAAAACAUUCGGCGGCUUGAGUCAAACUUGCGUGACGGAGAAAAGGGUUGAGUUUUGGCCUCAGGCACCAAAGCAAACACUCAAGCUUCGUUACCACUCUGCGAUGGCACUGAACGGGAAAGUAGCAGUUGUUACCGGUGGCGCGCAAGGUCUGGGAAAAGGCUUUGCUGAAGUUCUUCUGAGACACGGAGCUAAGGUGUCCCUUUUUGAUGUGGUUGAAGACUCGGGUAACGCCACUAAGACUGCCUUUGACAAAGAAUUCGGACCAGACCGAACUUUGUUCUGUGUUUGCGAUGUGACCUCUGAAAAACAGUUCACAGAUGCUUUCCAAAAAACCGUGCAGACGUUUGGUGGCAUUGACAUCGUUUGCAACAACGCGGGAAUCAUAAACGAGACGGACUGGGAGAAAACUGUGGCCAUCAAUCUGAGUGGCGUGAUCAGAGGGACCUACCUGGCUGUAGAACACCUGAAGAAACAGAAUGGGGGCAGAGGGGGCGUCAUUAUCAACAUCGCCUCAAUGGCAGGUCUUGGUCCUCUCCCAACAUGUCCUGUCUACACUGCUACCAAACAUGGGGUGGUUGGCUUCACCAGAGCCAUGGCGAUGGCCUCAGAAUAUGGCGGUUACGGUGUGCGUCUAAACAUGAUCUGCCCCAUAUUUGUGCGGACGGGGCUGUUGUCUUCUCUGGACAAGGAGGAAAGGGCUGGAGAUUUUUACCACCUCAGAGAUGUCAACCAGAAAAUCAUGGAGAGAUUCGGCACUCUUGAGGUGUCUGAUGUCGCCAAGGCGUUUGAGAAGCUGGUUCUAGAUGAAAGCAAAAAUGGAGCUGCUCUCUACGUCAAAACGGAGGGUGCUGAUUAUGUGAAGUUUCCAACUCAAGAAGACAUAGAAGAGAAAAGCAAACAGUAACAUACUAACUCUCUUACUCACACACGCACAUGCACAGCCACACACACUAACCCUCUCACUCACACACACACAUGCACAGCCACACACACUAACCCUCUCAAUCACACAC
Messenger RNA from Alosa sapidissima (American shad), 1127 nucleotides. RefSeq lists its product as uncharacterized. The transcript is spliced from 7 exons. Gene Ontology annotation, cellular component: cytoplasm. The record is from RefSeq and is a predicted model, not a curated record. NCBI's taxonomy places the organism in Eukaryota, Metazoa, Chordata, Actinopteri, Clupeiformes, Clupeidae. The coding region runs from base 215 to 1018 and encodes 267 amino acids. Gene Ontology annotation, molecular function: oxidoreductase activity, acting on the CH-OH group of donors, NAD or NADP as acceptor.